AUGUUCCCGGACAGCGUCGGGAAUCGCAUCCCACGCACUCUUCAGCGUCCGGGCUUCGAGAAGGUUGCCCGAGACCAGCUAAGCCCUAAGUCAUGGGCGUUCAACACCGGUGCGGCGAACGACAAUCUCACGCGAGGUGCCAACCAGACGAUGCUGCAGCGGGUCUGGCUGCGACCGGCGAUCAUGCGCGACAUCUCUACAGUGACCACGUACUGGACGUUGCUAGGCUGUCAAUUCACGGUGCUCGUAUACACCGCGCCGGUGGACGCGGCCAAGAGUGUCUGUGGAGAGGCUGAACUUCCAUUGGCACGGGCGGCGUAUAAGGCCGGAAUAUUAUACAUCAACAGAGAUCGGAGAGAAACGGAGGCACAGAUACGGCAGGCCACGGCCUCCGGAAAGGUCAAGGGGUUUCUGAUUACGGCCGAUCUCUCAGUGAUGUUCAAGCGAGAGGCCGAUGAGCGGCUCAAGCCAGGGGGAGGCAGGGGGCUGGUAGUGAGUAUCAACGAGCAGCAGCAGCCGCUGGGGGGCCCAUCCAUGAAUGCGAAUGCUAGCUUAGCGAAGUCGAAUAGCUCGUUCAUUGAUCCUACUCUCAACUGGCAGGAAUUUCCCUGGCUUCGGAGCAUCACCGAACUGCCGCUGCUGAUCAAAGGAGUUCAGCGGGCAGAGGAUGCGCAUCUUGCCCUGCAUUACGGUCUCGACAACAUUGUGGUCAGUAACCAUGGUGGCCGCGCCGCCGACACGGCGCCCCCAUCCAUCUUGACCCUUCUUGAAAUUCGCCGUAACUGCCCGGAGGCGUUCGAGGAGAUGAUCUUUCUGGUCGACGGAGGGUUCCGACGAGGGUCUGAUGUCGUCAAAGCCGUCUGUUUGGAAGCCUCAGUCGUCGGUCUGGGUCGACCGUUCACCUACGCCUUGACCUACGGAGAGCCGGGAGUGCUUCAUGCCAUCGAAGUUCUGAAAAAGGAAGUCGAGACGGCGAUGCAGCUGAUAGGAUUGACCGACCUGCGAGAUGCCAGCCCUAGAUACAUCAACACCGCCACCUUGGAUCGCUUGUUGCCACCAAACAAUGGCCGCCCAGAAGCGCUCGCAACUGGCUGGACGAGAGCGAAACUGUGAUGGCGCGGAUUUAUUCUACUUUACAUUUCCCUGGCUUUUUCUUCUGUAUCAAGAUGUCAUCUUCUCGGCAGCCAGGUG
Messenger RNA from Aspergillus uvarum CBS 121591, 1191 nucleotides. RefSeq names its product FMN-linked oxidoreductase. Bases 1 to 1113 code for a protein of 370 amino acids. Gene Ontology annotation, molecular function: FMN binding; oxidoreductase activity. The record is from RefSeq and is a predicted model, not a curated record. The transcript is spliced from 3 exons. NCBI's taxonomy places the organism in Eukaryota, Fungi, Ascomycota, Eurotiomycetes, Eurotiales, Aspergillaceae.